AUGAAGACUUCCAUCUCCCUUCUCACUCUCCUCUCAGCCUCCUUCGUGGCAGCAGCUCCAGCGCCUUUCGUGGGCCAGGGACCUGUAGUCGCCGCUGGCACCGAGAAUGUAGUCAUGCCCUCUACAAACUUCGGUCGCCGCGAGGAAGACGUUGUGCAGAAGUUUGGCGAGAAAGCCCUCAAGCUCCGCGGUGCGCUCUUGGCAGCACGCGGUGGCAUGGGCAAAGAUAAUGCUAAUGCCGACGCCGAAGGUGCCAAUGCUGAGGAUACUGCGGCGGCUGGCAACAAUGGCGCUCAGGACCAGGCUGCACAGGAUGCUGCCGAUGCUGAGGAGGCCGCUCAGGGCAAUGGCAAGGGCAAGGGCAAGAAUGCCGAUAAGCAAGCCGCUCAAGCAGCCAAAGAGCAACAAGCUGCUGCCGAUGCUCAGGCACAGCAGGAUGCUGCCGCCGCCGAGAUGAUGAACCAGGGCCAGGCGCAGAACGCAACCGAGCAGAUGGGAGCAGCAGACCAAGCUGCCGCCGAUCAACAGGCUCAACAGGAUGCUGCUGCGGGCAUGAACCAAGACCAAGCAGAGAAUGCGAACGACCAGCAGGCAGCGGACCAAGCGGCUGCUGACCAGCAGGCAGAGCAGGGCGCCGCCAACGGUAUGGACCAAGCCGCGGCCGACCAACAGGCUGCUCAGGAUGCCAAGCAGAACCAGGGUGCUAUGGAUCAAGCCGCAGCUGGCCAGCAAGAGGCUGCCAUGGGAGCUGAUCAGGCUGCCGCGGAGCAAGGCAACGGAAAGCAGCAACAGCAACAGGAUGCCAUGGACCAAGCCGCAGCCGACCAGCAAGCCGCUCAACAGCAGGAGGGUGCUAUGGGAGCCGACCAGCAGGCCGCCCAACAGGAGGGCGCCAUGGACCAAGCCGCAGCCGAUGAGCAAGCCGCACAGCAGCAAGAUGGCGCCAUGGGAGCCGCCGAGCAGGAUAAGGCACAGCAGCAACAGCAGGAGCUCGAGCAGGCCGCCGCCGAGCAGAUGGCCGCUCAGCAGCAAGCCGACCAGCAGCAGAAGGAGAAGGACCAGGCCCAGAUGGCAGCAGACCAGGCUCAGAUGCAACAAGAUGCCGCCAACGGCGCCAACGGAAUGGACCAAGCUGCCGCUGAUCAAGCUGCCGCUGACCAAGCCGCUCAAGCUGGAAACGCUACUGGAGUCGUUGACGCUGGAGCCGCCGCCGGAGCCGCCGCCAAUGGUACCGAGGCGAACAACGACAACGGCAAGGGCAAGGGCAAUGGCAAGAACAACGGCAAGGGCAAAGGAAAGGGAGAGGGCAAGGCCAACGGCAAGAACAACGGCAACAAUGGCGUUGGACAGCUCCUCCAGGAAGCCGAAGCCGCUCUCCAGGCUGGUGGACAGCAGGGUCAACAGCAGGGUGGAGCCGGCGGUAUCGAGGGCCUCCUCAGCAGCCUCCUUGGUGGCGGUGCUGGAGGUGCCGGCGCUGGAGCCGCUGCCGGAGCUGGUGCUGGAGCCGGCCAACAGAAGGCUGGUGGCAUCGCAGGCCUCGACUUGAGCAGCCUCGGCAUCGGACGCCGCUCGAAGAGGACCACCUUCCGCGCUUAG
Messenger RNA from Alternaria viburni, 1596 nucleotides. RefSeq lists its product as uncharacterized. The record is from RefSeq and is a predicted model, not a curated record. The transcript has 4 exons. Lineage: Eukaryota; Fungi; Ascomycota; Dothideomycetes; Pleosporales; Pleosporaceae. Bases 1 to 1596 code for a protein of 531 amino acids.